AUGUGGAGAUGUAAGAAAGGGAGAUAUACUUGUGCAGAGACAUGGGAUGCUUUAAGGAAAAAAGAAGUUCCUGAGAAAUGGUGGAAAGUGGUUUGGAAUCAAGUGGCUAUCCCUCGGCAUUCCUUCAUGUUAUGGCUGGUUUUCCGUGAUGCUUUAAUAACUGAGGAGAGGAUGUGUAGGUGGGGAUAUUCAGGGGACUUGAAUAAUCCAGUGGAGACAUGGGAGGAGGUGGUGAAUUGGAGUAUUUCUAAUCUGAAAAAAGACUGCCUGAAAACAAGACUGUGCAUGCUAUGCCUAGGAGCUGCUGUGUACCAUAUUUGGAAACAUAGAAAUGACAUCCUACAUGGGAACAUCCCGAGUGCAGAGGAGGCAAUUCUGGCUAAGAUAAAAUGGGAGGUGAGAGCCAGAAUUUUGGUGAAGGGCACUUACAAGAAGAAUGCUGAGAAUCUGAUAUUCUGUUCUAGUUUACUAGUCAGGAUGUAUGUUGAUGCUGCAGAUUGUCUUCUGCAUUUAGUCUUAGUUUUAAGGGCUUUUGAGUGA
Messenger RNA from Alnus glutinosa, 540 nucleotides. RefSeq lists its product as uncharacterized. Lineage: Eukaryota; Viridiplantae; Streptophyta; Magnoliopsida; Fagales; Betulaceae. Bases 1 to 540 code for a protein of 179 amino acids. The record is from RefSeq and is a predicted model, not a curated record. The transcript is spliced from 3 exons.